GUGUGUUCGUCUCUGUCUGCAGAUGAAAAAAGAAGCUAACGGCGUUUAACUGCCAAAAUCCACUCCAAAAUUUCAACAAAGGAAGCAUAACAGAAACUCUGAAAUGAGCAACCCAGCUGUGCCCAACCAUCGGAGGACCAAGCCUGGAGGCAUAAAGCCAGCACCUGUGACCAGUGGCGUGACAGGACCGUCCUCUCAGAUCCCUGGUCUGUCCCAGACUGCUGAUGAAAGCACUCCAGUGGAGAGGGCCAGUGGACGGCGAGUUGGGAUAUUUGAGAGUGACUCGGACUACAUCAAGCUUGCAAAACAGGGAGGACACAAAGGACUGUUGAGUCAUGAUGCUGAUGGGGAUGAUAAACCAAAGAAAGUGUACAAUCCACCCACAAGCUGGUUUGGACCUGAUGAGUCAAAGAGUGGAAACAAAGCAACGUCUCCCAACAGCCAGAUGAAGGGGGGCAGCCAGCCCCUGUUUGCGCCGUUUGGCACUGAUAACAAUGGGUCCUGGGAAAGAGAGACUGAUAGCUUUUCCCCUGAUAAAGUUAAGGAGUCUCCUGAUGGUGUUGCCAAUGAGUUGGAGGGUCUCACUCUAACCAACAAAUACAAGAGAGUAUGUCAUGAUAAGAAGGCUCCUCCUGUCAGCAUGUCCAUGCUGCUGAGUCAUGGUUAUGUGGAAGAGCAGAAGUCUCCCAAUGACGACGAUGCCUCAAGUAUGACCUCAGAGCAAACCAGCACCAUUGCAACGGAGGAUGUGGACGACGUGGAGUAGUGUGCACAGGUUCUCAUCUAGAGGGAUAAGAGCGGGGGUCGUCCUGAGUCCAGUUCAUGGUGUCACAAUUCCACGAACACGCCACUCUGCCCGUCUCAGAUUCACUUGCAUUAAUUGUACAUCCACUGACUAUUAGUUUUUUUAUUCAUGUUUAUGCAAAGGGUACUGUCAUUUUUUGUUUGCUUUAAUUUAAAAAACGAGUUGGCACAUAUUUUGUUGAGUAGACGUGUUGCUGCGCGCAGUAUUAUUUUGUUCAGUCCGUGUUUUGUCGUGCCUCAAUUUGAAAGACAAGUUGUGCACUGGGAGGUAAAAUAACAAUUCGGUUGAAAACUAAAAACAGCCUUACCUGCUAAAUCUUCCAUUUGGCUGGUGGCUGCUGUUGACUUCCCUCCCUGGUUGUAUGAAGGUUGAGUUAGUGAAUUUUAGUGUUAGGUGUGCUAUAAAGAAUUGUGGUUCCAGUGAUGUGAAACAUUUGUUUUGAUCAAGGGCUCCUGCUUUCUGAUGGGAUGUCCGAGGUGUGUGUGUGUGUGUGUGUUCUCAGCUGCAGAGGUGGAUAUGAUCAUUCGUUGAGACGGCAACCCUGCAGCUGUGACCACAUGCCGAAAUGUGUACUGAUGGCUACUUGCGCAGUGGUUGGUUAAUAAAAGGGGCCAAACAUGAUUUUUUUUGGUUGCUGCUCUGCAAAAGGCUUCUCUUCUUAUCAGUUUUUUUUUUUAGAUUUUCCUCAAACAGAAACAUUCAUUCAAUUAUAGUGUGUUACUCUGCAAGCUACAUUUUCAUGAAGAAGUUUUGUCUUGUAAUCAGAAUAAGCAUAGUCAAAAGAAAACACAUUCAGCUGAAAUUGCUUAAUUAUCUCAAAUAAGGUUUUAGCUUGAGAAGAGAAACUGCCUGCACAUUUAAAUUUCACGUCACUGCCUAUUAUAUAGGAAGCUUGUGUUAAUAAGGGUGCCAAGCUCGUCCUGUUAUGUCAGAAGCUUGCUACUGAUUGCUAAUUAGGUGUUUUCUCCACAUCACUGAGUUGUGUUCACCUUCAGCUUUGUGCAACAACAGAUAAAACGUUCUGUGAAGUUUUAGGAACUAAAGGAGCCACCUUCUGCAGACUGACAACCCAAAAGUCAAUCUCGCUGUAAUUCCCUGUGAAGAUUAAGGCAGAGUUUUUAAAAAGAAAAUGUGAGUUCUGAACAUGCCAACUAAGCAGUUUUCCCCUGCUCAUGCAGUGUUUUGACUUAGUAGACACCAGGAGAAGUUAGUAUUAAUACACAACCUGCUCACAAGCAAACCCUCCAUCUCAUCACAUGUGUUUUUCUGCCUGGUGGGAUUUUGUCUGUUCAGAUGAGAGAAAAAGUUAAUGCUUUAUCAUUUACGUAAAAA
This is a messenger RNA of Solea senegalensis (Senegalese sole), 2137 nucleotides long. RefSeq names its product linkage group 2 C7orf57 homolog (gene lg2h7orf57). Bases 104 to 766 code for a protein of 220 amino acids. The transcript has 8 exons. Lineage: Eukaryota; Metazoa; Chordata; Actinopteri; Pleuronectiformes; Soleidae. The record is from RefSeq and is a predicted model, not a curated record.